This is a messenger RNA of Anguilla anguilla (European eel), 2712 nucleotides long. It is a transcript of the gene ndrg1a, whose product is annotated as N-myc downstream regulated 1a. The record is from RefSeq and is a predicted model, not a curated record. Gene Ontology annotation, cellular component: cytoplasm. Gene Ontology annotation, biological process: signal transduction. The transcript is spliced from 14 exons. The coding region runs from base 240 to 1391 and encodes 383 amino acids. Lineage: Eukaryota; Metazoa; Chordata; Actinopteri; Anguilliformes; Anguillidae.
UCGAUAGAUAUUUUGUGCAGUUUAUACUGACUUUCUGCUGGUUUCUGUGAUGAGGUUUUAAGUGACUUUUUUCUGUGCUAAUGUUGGCAAGGGCCUGGCGAGUGGGGAGGCUAUAGUCAGAAAUGCUGCAGCUGGCACAAACUGUCACUGAAAGCCAGCAUGUUUUUCCUCUUCUGGCAGUUCAGUUUGUUCUCAUUUGCAUUUUGGUUUAGCCUGUGAACGAGCCAUACAAAGGGCACAUGCCCAGACUUACGGGUGUCCUAGUAGCUGAAAUUUACGGGAAUGCUAUUCAAAUCAAGGGAAAUGCACUGAAGACAACAGAAGAGCAGGAUGUGGAGACCCCGUAUGGCAAAGUCCGCUGCACCUUGAAGGGAGUCCCCAAAGGGGACCGUCCUGUCAUCCUGACCUUCCAUGACAUCGGGCUGAACCACAAGAACUGCUUCGACCCGCUGUUCACCCACGAGGACAUGCAGGAGAUCACGCAGCACUUCGCCGUGUGUCACGUGGACGCGCCCGGGCAGCAGGAGGACAUCCCCGCCUUCCCCGCCGGGUAUGAGUAUCCUUCUAUGGAUCAGUUGUCUGAGAUGCUUCCUGUGGUCCUCAAGCAGUUUGGCCUGAAGACUGUCAUUGGUAUUGGUGUUGGUGCCGGGGCCUACAUCCUUGCCAAAUUUGCUCUGGACUACCCGGCAAUGGUAGAUGGCCUGAUGCUGAUCAACAUUAACCCGUGUGCUGAAGGCUGGAUGGACUGGGCUGCACACAAGAUCAGUGGCUGGGCUCAUGACUUGCCUGACAUGAUCAUCACCCAUCUGUUUGGGAAGGAGGAAAUCCACAACAACCAUGACCUGAUCGCAACAUACCGCCACCACAUCCUGCACGACGUCAACCAGACCAACCUCCACCACUUUGUCAAGACCUACGAGAGCCGAAGAGACCUGGAGGUCGAGCGACCCAUCCCUGGAGGACACGUGCAGGCACGGACCCUGAAGUGUCCCACUCUGUUGGUUGUGGGCGACAGCUCCCCUGCCGUCGACGCCGUGGUGGAAUGCAACACAAAACUGGACCCAACAAAGACCACGCUGCUCAAGAUGGCAGACUGCGGUGGCCUACCCCAAGUCGAUCAGCCAGCAAAACUGACGGAAGCCUUCAAGUAUUUCAUUCAGGGCAUGGGCCACAUGCCCGCCGCCAGCAUGACCAGACUGGUGCGCUCUCGCACGGCGUCCGGCUCCAGCGUCCACUCCUUCGACGGCAACCGCAGUCGCUCGCACACCAACGAGGGCACGCGCAGCCGCUCGCACACGGCCGACGCCCACCGCGCCCACCCGCACGUCGACUCCACCGCCGAGAGCAACGUGGACCAGGCCGUGCCCAAGUCCACCGAAGUGUCCUGCUAGAGCCCUCCGCCCGCGGCCCCCGCCCACAACCCCGCCCACAGCCCCGCCCACCGCCUGCGCUGCCCUGCUCCGCUCCUAAAUAACCAAGCAAAGACUGGAUGCGAUCCCAGUAUCUCCUCUCUGCACCCAGACACGACAUUCCCCGAGUUCAAGCAUUGCUCCCAUUUUGUCAUACCAAAGAGAGUCAAGGGUAGGGCCACCGUGUCUUCUCAAGCCUCUCGAAAGGGGCCGAGACUGUUACGCGACAUCACCUUCGACCGCGUCGUUAAAGGCGAUGGCGCUCAGGGAAAGCCGACGUUGUUGUUCACGCGCUGCUUCCUCAGGAGCAGUCCCCCCGAGCAGGCACAUUUGUUUUUGCGAGCAGGGCAGCAAGGGCGCUCCUGGAGGAAUGUGUUGGAGAAACCUUUGCUUGUAAGCAAUGCACAAUAAUCAACUGUCCAGGUUUAAUGACCAGUGUACUUUCUCCACUUUAGUGUUUUUAAUUUAGUUUGUGUUCAGUGUUGGUUACUGACACAUUACAGCUAGCUCCAAUGCAGAAAAUGGCUGAUUUUGUUCUUGAACUCUGAACUUGAUAACGGUCUUGGUGUCUGAUUUAUCAUUCAGUAAAACUUUCACUUAAAAGUGGAUAUGAUCUCACAAGGUGGAGAAAUUACUUGUGGAACCGUUUGGAUCAAAUGAGAGCAGUCUGACUAAAUAGCUUUUCAUUCUUAAAUGUACAGUACUACAAUAAUUUUGUUGAUUACCCAGGACUUCCUGAUUACUGCGUUUUAUGGCGUUGUCUGUCACCUUUAAUGCUUUAAAAUAUCUUUUAACUACCAGCAUGGAAUGAUUUUAGCCAUCGCUUUUGGGGAAAAUGAUAAAGAAGCUGUUUUUGUCUUCUAUUGAGCUUACAGUCAAUCAGUCAAAAAGGAAAAAAAUUGCAUUAACGAUUUUGCAAUCGUGUUCUAAUUGCAGGUAAACUGCUUCAGGCAAUAGAAAUGUUCAGGUUGUUUAUUUUUUAUAUAAAUUAUAGGUUUUUCUAUGCAAGUAAUAACAACAACAGAACAGAAUUGUGCCAUGGAACCCUAAAGUUGCAUUUAACUCUUAUUGAUGGUUUCAGGGCAGUGCUAAUCACAAGAUAAAAUGAUGAAACACUAGCGUACAUUUGGCUUCUUACUGAACUCUGAUUACUCUUUUCCUCGCACAAUGGCAUUUGCUACCAGCUUUCUAGAAGAAAAAAAAAAAAACGAUUAGCUUUGUAAAGAUGCAAAACUGCCUACUGUAGGUGGGAAGUUUUCUUAAUGACAUAACAUUUGUAUUUAUUAAAAAAUUUGUAACUGCA